GAGUUGCACAUCAGCGUGCCAAAUGAGAUUCCAAGUUUACGCAUUGACAUUUUGUCAUGUUUGCACGUGAGUGUUUUUGGGUCACACUAUUUAGCUGUCACUCAGCAACUUGAACUUGAUACUUUUUUACUAACUAACGAUGAACGCUUUGCAUGCACAAUAGCCGAUGUUAUAAACUUAGCGUUAGCCUGCCAUAGAAUGAUGUGUUUUGUAACACUCUUGACCGGAGCUGCUGCGUUCGUUUGUAGGCCAGGGGGUGUGUGUAGUAGUCGCGUGUCGUUGCUAUCGGUGAACGUAUGGGUUGUCGGGGUAUAGCUGCGCCUUCUCUGCGCUCAGCCAAUGUUUGGUGGCUACGCAGUUUAUUUACUUGUACAGAGGAACUAAAAGGCAUAUUCGGAAAUGGGCAGUCCUCGUGAAGCAACGGUCUAAAUGUUCUGCCCGACUCGAUCAAACACAAGGGAAACGUGGAAUACCUACUGAAGUGGCAAGGUUGGCCUCAAAACAGGUACAGCACGUGGGAACCAGAGGACCACAUACUGGACCCGCGGCUGGUUCUGGAAUACGAGGAAAGGGAGGAGAAGGACAGAGCCUUGGCCUACAGGAGAAAGGGCCUCCGACCACGACGGCUAGUCCUCAGGAACUUGUACCCCAUGGACCUUCGCAGCGCCACCAAAGUGCCCGAGAAGCCUCCGCCCCCCCGCCUCUGCCUCUCCCUCACGCGCGCCAUGGGAGCGGAGCUGGACCAGGGGGUCCGGGCGUGCAGGGCGGGCGUCCUACGUCGCCUGGAGAAGCGAAGGAGCAAGCAGGGGUCAGUCAGACCCCUGUUACGGGCCGCCCGACCCCCUCCUCCUCCUCCUCCUACAGAAAAGCCCCCGCCGCACCACACACAGGACCACACACAGGACCCGCACCACACACACACACACACACACACACAGGACCCUAUGAAGGAGGAGAAGGAGGAGAAGGAGGAAGAUGACUGUGGAGGGGGAAAGGGGGACCACGUGAUGGAACAGCCAGACAGGAGAGAGAUCGUACUGCAGGACGACGACAACAAAACAGAACAGGACGACAACAAAACAGACCAGGACAAGGACAUUCCCAGCGCCCCACAGUAUUCAGACGGUUACUGUUCCUCGACAGAGCAGGACAUGGCUCUUAUGAGCGAGAUGGCGGCGGAGGAGGACAGCGGCUCGUGUCGCUGGCCGAGGGAAGAGUCUGUUGUUGAAUGCGAAACCCCGCCCGUGGCAGGAGGGACAGGCCUAAUGAAGAAUGACACAGGCAGGAGGACUCAGGGUGAUCAUCCUCCUCUGAACACAACCCCCAACGGGUUAGGAGGGAGUGACUCUCCUUCGGAGGAAACGCCGGACGUGGUGCCAAUGACUGAUGACGAAUCACAGAGCAGUAGUACCACGGCGUGUGAAGCAGACGCCACACACAUUUCACUAGACACGGUGCACAGCUGCCACAGAGAACCAACAGAUAGCUCUACCGACACUUGUAUCAAGGCCGAGGCAGAGUACAAAUUGGUUGUAGUGUCCAAACAGGAUGUUGCUUUCGCUGAGAAGGGGUCAGAGGGUAGCACGACCUCUGGCAAAGUGAUAGUGACCGAUGUGACCAUUAAUUCCUUAACAGUGACUUUCAAAGAGGCACUGAAAGCUGAGGGUUUCUUUAAGGGCUGUGGGAUGGAGUGAACAGGGGGCGCGGGGGGGUCAAAUGAAGGACAAGAUAUAAAAAAGGCACCAAAAGAGACAGAAGCGGUAGAAGCUGAAGAAAGGUGUUGACGACACUCAUGAAUGUCACUGCAUAAUUAUUCUGACUUGUACAAAAGCUAGUGAUUUUGUUCCGUGUUUUUGCAAGGUAGGACUACCUCUCUCCCACAGUAUUGCUUCCAGUGAAAAACCACAACACAAAAACAGCUUCCACUCAUCCGGCUCAUUUAAUUGAUGUUGCCCCAUUUACCCCGGUUAACAGAACCAGCUCGCAAAUGCACUGCAUCAUUAACGUCCGUCAGACACCAUACAGGAAGCUUCGUUUGUGUGUGACUAUCAGCUGUAAGUAUGUUUACGAAGGACGCAACGCACAAUCAUGUGUCGGCUCCUUGGCCUUUUGGCGCUGUAAAAGGUUACUACCUGCGUUCUAUUUUUGUUUUGUGGCCGCCGCACAUCGCCGUUGUAAAGCCUGUGCAUUUUUAACGAGGAGGGUCGUGUCGUUUUACACUACACUGCUAGCGCAGAUGCUGUAGUUAGGACUAGGAUGUGUUUCUGUUGUAUUUAUCGCAUGUCCAAGAAACACUGAACAACUCGUAUGGCUCAUAACGCCGAGUCAUAUGGUUACAGAAAAAAAAGAAAACAUUAUUGGGAGUGAAAGACAGUGUGGUGUACUUGAAUGUUUUGCUUGCUGGUUUUGGUGUAGUUUAUAAUAACAAAUACAUUUUUACUACAAAUAAAACAAAAACAAAC
Clupea harengus (Atlantic herring) is the source of this 2462-nucleotide messenger RNA. It is a transcript of the gene cbx7a, whose product is annotated as chromobox homolog 7a. The transcript is spliced from 6 exons. Gene Ontology annotation, biological process: negative regulation of transcription by RNA polymerase II. The record is from RefSeq and is a predicted model, not a curated record. Gene Ontology annotation, cellular component: PRC1 complex. Bases 651 to 1694 code for a protein of 347 amino acids. Lineage: Eukaryota; Metazoa; Chordata; Actinopteri; Clupeiformes; Clupeidae.